This is a messenger RNA of Lagopus muta (rock ptarmigan), 1900 nucleotides long. RefSeq names its product ALG6 alpha-1,3-glucosyltransferase (gene ALG6). Bases 5 to 1651 code for a protein of 548 amino acids. Gene Ontology annotation, cellular component: endoplasmic reticulum membrane. Lineage: Eukaryota; Metazoa; Chordata; Aves; Galliformes; Phasianidae. The record is from RefSeq and is a predicted model, not a curated record. Gene Ontology annotation, molecular function: dolichyl pyrophosphate Man9GlcNAc2 alpha-1,3-glucosyltransferase activity. The transcript is spliced from 15 exons. Gene Ontology annotation, biological process: protein N-linked glycosylation.
GCGCAUGCGCACUGCGCCCCCCCGCGCCGCCUUAGGGCCUGGAGGAGGCCGGAAGCGUUUUCGAACGCGGAAGCGCGCGCGCGCGGCCGUUGUGUCCAGUACCUUUGGCUUGUUACAAAGAGAAGCUAUGGAGAAGUGGAGCUUAAUGACAAUUACUGUUUUACUGGCACUUACUGUACGCUGGACUGUAUCGCUUGGUUCUUAUUCAGGUGCAGGAAAACCACCUAUGUAUGGAGACUAUGAAGCUCAGAGACACUGGCAAGAAGUUACUUACAACUUACCCAUCAGGCAGUGGUACUUCAAUACAAGUGAUAACAACUUGCUGUACUGGGGCCUUGAUUAUCCACCUCUUACUGCCUAUCACAGCUUUCUGUGUGCUUAUGUUGCAAAGUUAAUAAAUCCUGAUUGGAUUGCUCUCCACGCAUCUCGGGGCUAUGAGAGUCAGUCACAUAAGUUAUUUAUGCGUACAACAGUGUUUGUUGCUGAUCUGCUGAUUUAUAUUCCUGCAGUUAUUUUAUAUUGCUGUUCCUUAAAGGAAACAUCUACUAAGAAGAAGGUUUCCAGUGCUCUCUGCAUACUUCUUUAUCCAGGCCUCAUUCUUGUUGACCAUGGACACUUCCAAUACAACUCAGUGAGCCUUGGAUUUGCCUUGUGGGGUGUGCUCUGCUUGUCUUAUGACUGGGACCUUCUGGGGUCGGUAGCAUUUUGCUUGGCCUUAAAUUAUAAGCAAAUGGAACUCUACCAUUCUCUGCCUUUUUUUUGCUAUUUGCUUGGAAAAUGUUUCAAGAAGGGACUGAAAGGAAAGGGGUUACUGUUGUUAAUUAAAUUAGCAGGGACAGUGGUGGUUUCCUUUGCUGUCUGCUGGCUCCCAUUCUGUACUGAUGUGGAACAAAUCAUGCAAGUACUCAGAAGACUCUUUCCCAUUGACCGAGGCUUGUUUGAGGAUAAAGUAGCCAACAUUUGGUGCAGCCUAAGUGUCCUUAUAAAGAUAAAGAAUGUAAUAUCACCUCAGACGCAGCUCAAGCUCAGUUUUGCUGUGACGUUGCUGAGCCUGCUUCCUACUUGUAUCAAACUGACUGUGCAGCCAUCCCUACGAGGAUUUAAAUUAGCACUGGUUAGUUGUGCAUUGUCAUUUUUCCUGUUCUCCUUUCAAGUACAUGAAAAAUCUAUUCUCCUCGUGUCAGUACCAGUCUGCUUAAUCAUCAAUGAAAUCCCUUUUAUGGCCACGUGGUUUCUGCUUGUAUCAACUUUCAGUAUGCUGCCUCUUCUUCUGAAAGACGGCCUGCUGUUGGCCUAUGCUGUGACAACGCUGGCGUUCCUGUCAGCCUGUGUGGCUUCCUUUGCAAUAUUUGAGAAGACCUCAGCAAAGGACCUGCAGCUGAAGCCGUUCUCCCUGUCCCUGCGGGGCUGUGUCUCUUGGUUGAAGCCCUUUCCCAAGAUUGUCAGGAAUCUGUUCCUUCUGUCUGUAACCCUGAUGGGCGUCCUGUCUGUGAUGAGUGCUGCCAUGCAUCCUCCACAGAGGUUCCCGGAUUUAUUCCCUGUGUCAGUGUCCAGUAUUUCUUGCUUACAUUUUUUAUUCUUUUUGGUGUAUUUUAAUGUAAUCAUACUCUGGGACUCAAAAAAUAGUAGGAAUCAGAAGAAAGUCAGUUAACUUGUGAAGACUGUGGACUGAGCUGUGAAAGGACAGUGGUUUUAGUGAGCAGUGUCUGACAUUGCAGGUGAACUUGUUUAUGAUGUCACACAAUUCCUGUAAGCUAAUGAAAAUUGGGAAACAUGUUACACAUGUAGCUAUGAGGUGAUCAAAGACCGUUCUAAAGGUGCAUUUUAAGGAAUACCUGGAAGUGAAAGUUGAUGUGUUUUCUUCAGAACUGUAAUACUUGUCGUUGCCUAAUAAAGGACC